GCUCAGCUCCCCCACCCAGACAGGAGGCCGAGGUUGAAAGGAUCAGCUGCUCUUAGACAACACUGCCUGGGCUCUCUGCUGCCAGUGUCCGUCUGGGUCUUUGUCUCUGUGUAUCCUGUGAGAGUGGGCACCUGUGGUGGCAGGUUUCCACCUCCUGUCCCCAUGAAUAUUAUGGAAAGCCCCAAGAAUCAGGAACUAGAAAUCUUGGGGAACAGAGCCUGGGACAAUCCUGCCUACAGCGACCCUCCUUCCCCGAACAGGACUCUGAGGAUCUGCACUGUCUCCAGUGUGGCUCUCCCUGAGACUCAACCUAAAAAGCCAGAAGUCAGACGCCAGGAGAAGACACAGAGAACCCUGGUGUCCAGCUGCUGUCUCCAUAUCUGUCGGAGCAUCAGAGGACUGUGGGGGACAAGGCUGACUGAGAACACAGCCGAGAACAGAGAGCUUUAUGUCAAGACCACCCUGAGGGAGCUUGUGGUAUACAUCGUGUUCCUCGUGGACGUCUGUCUGUUGACCUACGGAAUGACAAGUUCUAGUGCCUAUUACUACACCAAAGUGAUGUCUGAGCUGUUCCUACACACCCCAUCAGACUCGGGAGUCUCCUUUCAGACCAUCAGCAGCAUGUCAGACUUCUGGGAUUUUGCUCAGGGCCCACUCCUGGACAGUUUGUACUGGACAAAGUGGUACAACAACCAGAGCCUGGGGCGUGGCUCCCACUCCUUCAUCUACUAUGAGAACCUGCUCCUGGGAGCCCCGAGGUUGCGGCAGCUGCGCGUGCGCAAUGACUCCUGUGUGGUUCAUGAAGACUUCCGGGAGGACAUUUUGAACUGUUAUGAUGUCUACUCGCCCGACAAAGAAGAUCAGCUCCCCUUUGGACCUCUGAACGGCACAGCGUGGACAUACCAUUCCCAGAAUGAGCUGGAUGGCUCCUCCCACUGGGGCAGGCUCACAAGCUACAGCGGGGGUGGCUAUUACUUGGAUCUUCCAGGAUCCCGACAAGCCAGUGCAGAGGCCCUCCAAGGACUCCAAGAGGGACUGUGGCUGGACAGGGGCACUCGGGUGGUCUUUAUCGACUUCUCUGUCUACAAUGCCAACAUUAAUCUUUUCUGUAUUCUGAGACUGGUGGUAGAGUUCCCAGCCACAGGAGGGACCAUCCCAUCCUGGCAGAUCCGCACAGUUAAGCUGAUCCGCUAUGUGAAUAACUGGGACUUCUUCAUUGUGGGCUGUGAAGUCGUCUUCUGUGUCUUCAUCUUCUACUAUGUGGUGGAGGAAAUCCUGGAAAUCCACCUGCAUCGGCUUCGCUACUUCAGCAGCGUCUGGAACAUCCUGGACCUGGUGGUCAUCUUGCUCUCCAUCGUGGCGGUGGGUUUCCACAUAUUCCGAACCCUGGAAGUGAACCGACUGAUGGGAAAGCUUCUGCAACAGCCAGACACGUAUGCAGACUUUGAGUUCCUGGCCUUCUGGCAGACUCAGUACAAUAACAUGAACGCGGUCAACCUUUUCUUUGCUUGGAUCAAGAUAUUCAAGUAUAUCAGCUUCAACAAGACCAUGACGCAGCUCUCCUCCACCCUGGCUCGCUGUGCCAAGGACAUCCUGGGCUUCGCCAUCAUGUUCUUCAUUGUCUUCUUCGCUUACGCCCAGCUUGGCUACCUGCUUUUUGGGACCCAAGUGGAAAACUUUAGCACUUUCGUCAAGUGCAUUUUCACUCAGUUCCGGAUAAUCCUUGGGGAUUUUGACUACAACGCCAUCGACAAUGCCAACAGAAUCCUGGGCCCUGUGUACUUUGUCACCUAUGUCUUCUUCGUCUUCUUCGUGCUCCUGAACAUGUUCCUGGCCAUCAUCAACGACACAUACUCCGAGGUCAAGGAGGAGCUGGCUGGCCAGAAGGAUCAGUUGCAGCUUUCUGACUUCCUGAAACAGAGCUACAACAAGACCCUACUAAGGCUGCGCCUGAGGAAAGAGCGGGUUUCUGAUGUGCAGAAGGUCCUGAAGGGUGGGGAACCAGAGAUCCAGUUUGAAGAUUUCACCAACACCUUGAGGGAACUGGGGCAUGAGGAGCACGAGAUCACCGCUGCCUUCGCCAGGUUUGAUCAGGAUGGGGACCACAAACUGGAUGAGGAGGAGCAGGAACAGAUGCGACAGGGGCUGGAAGAGGAGAGGGUGACCCUCAGUGCUGAGAUUGAGAACCUGGGCCGGUCUGUUGGACACAGCCCCCCAGGCGAAUUGGGCGCAGAGGCUGCCAGAGGACAAAGCUGGGUUUCUGGAGAAGAAUUCGACAUACUCACAAGGAGAGUUCUGCAGCUGCAGUGUGUUCUGGAAGGAGUUGUGUCCCAGAUUGAUGCUAUAGACUCAAAGCUGAAGAUGCUGGAGAGGAAAGGGGAGCUGACUCCCUCCCCAGGAAUGGGGGAACCAGCUGUUUGGGAGAACCCGUAUAAUCCAUCCUAGGUGUCACUCCAGCUCCCUGGGAGUUCAGGGUGGACAGGAGGAUGGAAAAGGGGUCCUAAAGCAACAGACAGCAAGUUCUUCUCUCUAUGCCUCCCCCACAAGCCUCAUCUCCACCUCUAUCCUCACCCUUUCUAGGGCAGCAUGUCUCAUGAUGGCUGCUAUGACGUUCCCCCUGUAUCUGGCCUUUUGAGCCGAUGUUUUUGUGUGUAGCUGGGCAGCAUGCUUAGACUUGUCCCUUGGUGUUUCUGUAUGGAGUUGCACAGCUCUGUGAAGUAGCAUUUCCUACCAGGCCCCUCUCUUCCUGGGCACUUACUUCUGCCAUAGUUGAUUGACAUCAACAAGAAACAAGAAAAAGGAGCAGAUGGGAAUGACUCUCCGGAAGACCUCAGACAACCACGAUUAGUUAACAGGUAGAAGUCUAAAGAGUGGGCGAUGGAUGUCUUCCUACGUUCCAGUAACUCUUACCCUUCGUGUACAUCACGAUAUCUGCCACUGGCAGGCAUGGUUGUGUGUAGGAGGCCUUCCCUUUCUCAUGGAGUUUCCAUGUAAAAGAGAAAAGGAAGCUGUAGUGGAAAGAAGAUUUCUGUGUGGUGAGAUUCCAACAGAGGAGUUAAGAGUGACCCCCCUCCAAAGGUGAAGUCAGUGAAUUCUGGAGGAGCCUGCCUUCUGAUUCUUAUGUCCCAGUGACUAGCUGGAUCUGAGGGGACUUCAAACCUGGAAUCAAACAAAACCUGAAGGAAUCAAGCCAGAAAGGAAGGAUAUCAGGACUCAUUGAUCUUUUGGACUAAUAUGUGGUGGUCUCUGGCUCUCUUCGUCAUAGGAUAAUGUGAGGUUCCAAGGUGAAUAGCAAUAAAAUUCUUUAGAAAA
Messenger RNA from Mus caroli (Ryukyu mouse), 3312 nucleotides. RefSeq names its product polycystin 2 like 1, transient receptor potential cation channel (gene Pkd2l1). The record is from RefSeq and is a predicted model, not a curated record. Gene Ontology annotation, biological process: detection of mechanical stimulus; potassium ion transmembrane transport. Lineage: Eukaryota; Metazoa; Chordata; Mammalia; Rodentia; Muridae. Gene Ontology annotation, molecular function: calcium ion binding; calcium-activated potassium channel activity; calcium channel activity. Gene Ontology annotation, cellular component: membrane.